AUGAUGAUGAAGUAUCUAAUUCCAGAACCAAAAACAAAACAGAUUUUGUUCGAGAAAUCGUUACAAGCUAAUGGUCCAACCACACUAACAGAAUUCAAAGACAUAAGCUCUAAGCGUAAAGCAAUCGAAGAAUCUGUUAACGGAACCAGCAAUGUCACUGAUGCUACUGCAAGAGAGAUGAACAGAGGACUAACUUCUUCUUGUGACCAAGAUCUCCAUAAGCUUGAACAAUACUUACCAUUACUCUUCAACUUGGUACAUUACGCUGAUCAGAUCAACCGUGUUUCGGAUCUUAAGAUAAGAUGGAGUAGCGGCUUAAUCUCGCAAACGAUAAUUCAGCGAAAAUGUCCGAAAUUCUUCCAAGUCGAUAACAUAAUGUUCGAGCUUGGGAUGGUACUUUACCUUUACGCAAUCAAGCUCCGUGAGAAAGCAAUGGAGUUAGUAUCCACAGACAUUAAGCAAUCGGUAAAACUUUACCGCGAAGCAUCUGGAGUUUUCCAUCAUCUGUCUCAUGAGCUUCUUCCUUCUUUAAAACCUUCAUUGCCUCCAGGGAAGCUUCCCGAACUAACUUCUCCGCUUUGCACUGCCUUGAGCCUCCUCUGUUUAGCUGAAGGUCAGGCUGUAACUACGAAUAAGGCUGAAGAAAGCGGAAAAAGCGCGACGCUAUUGUCGCAACUUCAUUAUGGAAUUACACAAAUGCUUUCUGAAGCCGAUGCUCAUCUGUCUUCUAGAGCAAACGGAGAAUGUAAAGACCUAUCUUCUCGGUUUCUCGAAUAUAUAUCAAUAAUGAGAGCCUUACACGAGCUAAAGAGCCAAAAACACUUAGCGGUAUUGCUCGAAUCCGAAGGGAAAGUAGGCGAAGCGAUCGGGAUUCUGCGGCGUGCAUUAGCAGCCGCGAGGAAGAGUCUACCAUCGAAAGAAGACACUUGGAUGUCGUUAUUCAAGAAAGAGAGAGAGGAAGUAACUAAAAACAUGGCUAAGUAUGAGAAGCUAAACGAUUUCAUGAUGUUACAGAGGAUUCCUGUUGAAACAGAGUUGGUUUUUCCAAAAGGUGAAAAGAUUGUUAAUCUCAUUCCUUACAUUCCCACAAGAAGAGAACAAGAGCUUCGAUUCAAGUUGUAG
This is a messenger RNA of Arabis nemorensis, 1122 nucleotides long. Lineage: Eukaryota; Viridiplantae; Streptophyta; Magnoliopsida; Brassicales; Brassicaceae. The record is from the annotation of a GenBank genome assembly.